GAGUGAAACGAGAAGAUGCUGCAGAACAAACAGAGGAGAGUGAAGACGGGAAAAUUGAAGAAGCAUUCAGAGUGAAACAAGAAGAUACUGAGGAACAAACAGGAGUGUGAGGACAUGAAGAGUGAAGAAGCAUUUAGAGUGAAACAAGAAGAUGCUGAAGAACAAACAGGCCUGAUGCCACUAAAGGAAGAGAGUGAAGAACUGAAUAAAAUGGAAGAGAAGGAUCAGGAUGAAAAACAUCAUGAUUUCAUAACUAAAGAAAAAUCACAGACUGAAAAGACGUUCUCACCAAAAGAAGCUAAAGUGACAGGAACUACAAAUUGUUUUACCUGCCAACAAUGUGGAAAAGGUUUUACUCAAAAAGGAAACCUUAAUGUCCACAUGAGAGUUCACACUGGAGAGAAGCCUUUCACAUGCCCUCAGUGCGGAACCAGUUUUACACAUAAAGGAACCCUUAUUACCCACAUAAGAAGUCACACUGGAGAAAGCCCUUAUACCUGCAAGCAGUGUGGGAAGAGCUUCUCACGAAAAAUAAGUUUUAAGACUCACACGAGAAUUCACACCGGAGAGAAGCCUUACACAUGCACUCAGUGUGGAAGAAGUUUUACACAUAAAGGAACUCUUAAUACACAUUUGCAAAGUCAUACUGGAAAAAGCCCUUACACAUGCAACAUGUGUGGAAAGAGCUUCUCACGAAAAGAGAGUCGUAAGAUUCACAUGAGAAUUCACACUGGAGAAAAGCCUUACACAUGCACUCAGUGUGGAAAGAGUUUUACACAUAAAGGAACGCUUAAUGCCCACAUGAAAACUCACACUGGAGAGAGUCGUUUUACCUGCAAACAGUGUGGGAGAAGCUUCUUACGAAAAGAAAGUCUUAAGACGCACAUGAGAAUUCACACUGGAGAGAAACCAUACACAUGUAAUCAGUGUGAGAAGAGCUUCAGAUGUAAAGUAACCCUUAAUUACCACAUGAGGAUUCACUCAAGAACAGUGCUUCAGAUGUCAUUUGUAUGAAGGGUGUUUCACUGAUAGGAAACACCUUAAAGGAGAAGUCCACUUCCAAAACAAAGCUUCACAUAUAAUUUACUCACCCCCUUGUCAU
Molecule: messenger RNA, 1102 nt
Organism: Labeo rohita (rohu)
Lineage: Eukaryota; Metazoa; Chordata; Actinopteri; Cypriniformes; Cyprinidae
Product: gastrula zinc finger protein XlCGF7.1-like
Exons: 4
Coding region: 115-1014 (299 amino acids)
Source: RefSeq, a predicted model, not a curated record